AUGACAAAUAAAGUAAAUCAAUAAUUAAAUAUCAACCUUCUUUUUUCAUAGUGGUGCAGCCAGUCCACAAGGUAACGCAGCACCCCUCCUUAUAUUAUUUGGGGAGAACCCUGCCUAUGUUCCUAUCUAAACCAGGUGUGUUCCUCUGUAACCCCUCUAGGUGGAGGAGAACCUGGUGAAGGUCCGAAACGCUGGAACAGAGCAGGACCUGGGCAUCCAGUACAAGGCCCUGAAACCAGAAGUGGACAAACUCAACAUGAUGGCUGCCAAGAGACAGCAGGUAUGUACUGGACUGUCUGAUGGGGAGGAGAGGGGCAGGGAGGAAGGUUGGGGUGUGAGAUGGCUGCCAAGAGACGGCAGUCAGGUCCGUACCCUGGGAGGUUUCUGGGUUGGAGAGGGGGAGAGGAUGACCGUUGGGGUAGGUGAGGGACGGGGGAGAGGGAGCGUGGGUGUUAAGGAAGGUGGGGGAUUGAGAGGGAUGGUGAGAGGAAGGAGAUGGUGUGACACAGGGUGGAGAGAUGUAGCGAGGGAGUGGGAGACGAGAGGGAGAGCAACAUCGGAGAGAGAUGUUAUUAGGUUGCUUAGCUACUGAGGCCCUGUUUCCACUACGAGAGAUGGAGUCUGAGCAGCGGAGUGGCUUAGCUGCUGAGGCCCUGUUUCCACUACGAGAGAUGGAGUCUGAGGAGCGGAGUGGCUUAGCUACUGAGGCCCUGUUUCCACUACGAGAGAUGGAGUCUGAGGAGCGGAGUGGCUUAGCUACUGAGGCCCUGUUUCCACUACGAGAGAUGGAGUCUGAGCAGCGGAGUGGCUUAGCUACUGAGGCCCUGUUUCCACUACGAGAGAUGGAGUCUGAGCAGCGGAGUGGCUUAGCUGCCGAGGCCCUGUUUCCACUACGAGAGAUGGAGUCUGAGCAGCGGAGUGGCCAAAGAGAUUUCUACUUUUCCCUUCACAUUACUGCCUUGCCUUUCGCUGUGGCUGGCAACGCGACGUUCUUGGUCCGCAGCUCAGAUUUACUGUAAAUAUCACAGUACCCACUAGCCAAGCUAUUUAACAAUCCGAAAAACUUUUACACUAAAAACAUAUUACAAUAUUGAAUAAUGCAACCAAACCAUAUUACACACUUAAAUAAUGCAACGAUCCACAAGCAGACAAAGGGUUUAUUUUCUUGUCCGUACAUAUUCAAUUAGCUGACAAUACACAGCAAAACUCCUGCUAGCUAACAACCAUGUUUCAUGAUCAGGCAACGUUAGCAUAAUCAAUCAUUUAAUGUUUACCCCUCCCAUACGAAUAUAAAAGUACAAUAACGUUAUCAUUAGUGUCACGAAUAUUAUAAUAUAGGCUACGCGGCUAGGUGUAACGUUAGCUAGCUAAACAAAAUCAUUUCUGCUUCCUCACAUAAACGUGCUGGCUAGCUGAAUGUUUAGCUGAACCAUAGCUAGAUAUGACCUCUUAGGUUUACACUAGCUACCGUGUUAGUCGCCUUCGAAUAAACCAGGCUUAAUUUCGUCAAUAUGGAAGUCAUUGAGGUAAAAGCAAAUUGCGAUUUCAAAAUGUUGAUAAUUCCCUGUGGAGUGGCUUCUUGCCUGGACCUCGUGGCUUCCCUGUGGAGUGGCUUCUUGCCUGGACCUCGUGGCUUCUUGCCUGGACCUCGUGGCUUCUUGCCUGGACCUCGUGGCUUCUUGCCUGGACCUCGUGGCUUCCCUGUGGAGUGGCUUCUUGCCUGGACCUCGUGGCUUCUGCCUGGACCUCGUGGCGGACCUCGUGGCUUUCUUGCCUGGACCUCGUGGCUUCUUGCCUGGACCUCGUGGCUUCCCUGUGGAGGGCUUCUUGCCUGGACCUCGUGGCUUCUUGCCUGGACCUCGUGGCUUCUUGCCUGGACCUCGUGGCUAAGUGCAGUCAAGUAAAAAAUAAAAGCACAGAUUUAAAGCUACAGAGAACAUGUCAGAAUGUAACCGGCUGUUACUACAAUUACAGGUAAAAACUCAAAACCACUCCAAAAUAAGGAAAAUGUCUGUACAUUUCAGCUGUUUUCAAAAAACAUUGCUAUGCUAUUACAACAUUUUUACAGUAAGAGUGUUUACAGUAAGGCUCCGAGACCAUUCUGUUGACACUGCUUAGAGGGGGAGUGUUGGCUCCGAGACCAUUCUGUUGACACUGCUUAGAGGGGGAGUGUUGGCUCCGAGACCAUUCUGUUGACACUGCUUAGAGGGGGAGUGUUGGCUCCGAGACAUUCUGUUGACACUGCUUAGAGGGGGAGUGUUGGCUCCGAGACCUUCUGUUGAACAACUGCGUGUUGUCUAGAGGGGAUGUGUCUUAGAGGGGUGUUGUGCUUAGAGGGGGAUGCUUAGGGGAGUGUUGUGUUUGUGCUUAGAGGGGGAGUGUUGUGCUUAGAUGGGGGAGGUUGUGCUUAUAUUGGGGAGUGUUGUGCUUAGAUGGGGAGUGUUGUGGCUUGAGGGGGAUUGAGGGGAGUGUGUUGUGCUUAGAUGGGGGAGUGUUGUGCCUUAUCAUGGGGGAGUGUAUGUGCUUAGAUGGGGGAGUGUUGUGCUUAGAUGGGGGAGUGUUGUGCUUCGAUGGGGAGUGUUGUGCUUAGAUUGGGAGUGUUGUGCGUAGAUGGGGGAGUGUGUGCUUAGAUUGGGGAGAGUGUUGUGCUUAGAUGGGGGAGUGUUGUGCUUAGAGGGGGAGUGUUGUGCUUAGUGGGGGAGUGUUGUGCUUAGAUGGGGGAGUGUUGUGCUUAGAUGGGGGAGUGUUGUGCUUAGAUGGGGGAGUGUUGUGCUCUUCCUCCGGAGGUAACGUUCCAGACGUGACAAGUUUACAUGGCAGUAUAAGUGUAGCAGAGGGAAUGGGUCUCCGUCAUGUAAUAGGAUGAGUGGUGUCACUAGGCUGUUCAGACGCAGGCAGACAGGCAGACAGGCAGGCAGGCAGGCAGGCAGACAGACAGGCAGGCAGACAGGCAGGCAGGCAGGCAGGCAGACAGGCAGACAGGCAGGCAGGCAGGCAGACAGGCAGGCAGGCAGGCUAAUAUAAACUUGAGAUCCACCAAUCUGUAUGCGAUUCCUCCUGCUGUGUGAACACGGCCGUACGCUCGUGUGUGAGGCGGAGACCGAUGGUGAUUUCCUUUGUGUCAACGGCUUCCUUUUCCAAGCCUUUCAGUUUAUUCUGCCUAAUCCAUGGCUGCAUUUUAAAUGCACCCUAUUCCCUAUAUAGUGCACUUUUGACUAGUGCCUGUAGGGCCUAUAGUGCCCUAUAUAGGGAAUAGGGUGUAAUUUGGGAGGCAGCGGUCUGUGCUGUCUCUCCCUUCUAUAAAAAAACAUAACGCUGGGAGCCAGUAGCACAGAGCUGUACGGAGCUGUACGGCAGGGCCAUGCAUUAGGGCUGUACGGCAGGGCCACGCAUUAGGGCUGUACGGCAGGGCCAUGCAUUAGGGCUGUACGGCAGGGCCAUGCAUUAGGGCUGUACGGCAGGGCCAUGCAUUAGGGCUGUACGGCAGGGCCAUGCAUUAGGGCUGUACGGCAGGGCCAUGCAUUAGGGCUGUACGGCAGGGCUAUGCAUUAGGGCUGUACGGCAGGGCCAUGCAUUAGGGCUGUACGGCAGGGCCAUGCAUUAGGGCUGUACGGCAGGGCCACGCAUUAGGGCUGUACGGCAGGCCACGCAUUAGGGCUGUACGGCAGGGCCACGCAUUAGGGCUGUACGGCAGGGCCACGCAUUAGGGCUGUACGGCAGGGCCAUGCAUUAGGGCUGUACGGCAGGGCCAUGCAUUAGGGCUGUACGGCAGGGGCCAUGCAUUAGGGCUCUACGGCAGGGCCAUGCAUUAGGGCUCUACGGCAGGGCCAUGCAUUAGGGCUGUACGGCAGGGGCCAUGCAUUAGGGCUGUACGGCAGGGCCACGCAUUAGGGCUGUACGGCAGGGCCACGCAUUAGGGCUGUACGGCAGGGCCACGCAUUAGGGCUGUACGGCAGGGCCACGCAUUAGGGCUGUACGGCAGGGGCCACGCAUUAGGGCUGUACGGCAGGGCCACGCAUUAGGGCUGUACGGCAGGGCCACGCAUUAGGGCUGUACGGCAGGGCCACGCAUUAGGGCUGUACGGCAGGGCCACGCAUUAGGGCUGUACGGCAGGGCCACGCAUUAGGGCUGUACGGCAGGGCCACGCAUUAGGGCUGUACGGCAGGGCCACGCAUUAGGGCUGUACGGCAGGGCCACGCAUUAGGGCUGUACGGCAGGGCCAUGCAUUAGGGCUGUACGGCAGGGCCAUGCAUUAGGGCUGUACGGCAGGGCCAUGCAUUAGGGCUGUACGGCAGGGCCAUGCAUUAGGGCUGUACGGCAGGGGCCAUGCAUUAGGGCUGUACGGCAGGGCCAUGCAUUAGGGCUGUACGGCAGGACCUAUUGGAAUGGGCUGGUUAAUGACUGUGCCGUAUCACCGCAGGGGGAUGACAGACAGGCAGAAAGGAGAGUAGAAGUCGCUAAGGCAAUGUAAUGUUUCCAAAUGGUGUAAUAAUAAUAAUAAUAAUAAUACCGUUGUCUCUCCCUCUCUGUAGGAGUUGAAGGAUGUUCACCAUAAGGAUCAGAUGGCGGCUGCCCGCGGUGUUCUCCAGAGGAACAUUCCCAUGCUCUACACCGCCUCACGCGCCUGCCUCCAACACCCGGACGUGGCCGCAUACAAGGUCUGUAAUGUUUAUAGCGGCUGCGGCCCACGUGGCACCCUGUUCCCUAUAGUGAGCUGGAUUUGGACCAAAGCCAUAUGUGCGACAUGAAGGGAAUACGCUGCCAUUUGGGGCAUAACAAUGUUUUGUAACUUUUGUCCUGUCUUUUUUAAAAUAAUUUAGAUGUUUGUUUUACCAUUGAGGACCACAUUACGGCUCACUAAGUGGUCCUUGAAACUGUUUUUAAUGAAUGCUUUCAAGAGCUAUUCCUCUGGGAGGAAAUUAGAAUAGAUUGAACUUACCACAUUUCAUACCACAUUUCAUACCACAUUUCAUUACAUACAGAAUCUUAAAGCACUUCAAAGCCACAUCUUCUUGACGUAUUAUCUUUUAGUUCCCCCUAAAUAACAUUGAGUUUAAUUCCGUUCUCCAGGCGAACCGUGACCUGAUCUACAAGCAGCUUCAGCAAGCUGUCUCCGGCAUCUCUAAUGCUGCCCAGGCCACCGCCUCAGAUGAUGCUGCCUUCAACCACCCUGCCGGGGGAGGAGAGCUGGCCUACGCGCUCAACAACUUUGACGUAAGUCUAGUCCCCCACUAUAGUGGAGUGUAGGAAAGGAGGGGGAGGGAUGGGUUCAAAUCAAAUAAAACAUAUCCCCUACUCUGGGGUCCUCUACCCUGUCUUAUGUUCCUAUCCAUCUUCCCUCCAUGACCACUGAUCUAGACAUAUUGGGAUGAUAUGCCUUGGGUGGCUUCCUUUCCUCUUAUCUCCUUUCCUUGGUGUGUACUGAUCUGAUAACGCUGGACAAUGGCAAAAAAACAAAUGCAAUGUUUGUGUAAAGCAGGUAGGCCACUCCCCCCCACAAAAACCGUUACCAUGACAUUAUUCUGAUCUGUGUUCUAUUUACCAACUAACUCAGACAGAGGCAGUGUCCCAAAUGUCACCCUAUUCCCUAUAUAGUGCACUACUUUUGACCAUGGCCUAUAGUGCAGUCUAUAGGGAAUAGGGUUCCACUUGGACACAACCAGAGCAGUGUCUGUUCUUGACUGUAGCGUUUUGGCUUUCGGAGUACAUUGUGUUUUUCAUACAGAGAUAACAUACAUUUAGAAUUCCCUCCCUUUUCCCCCUCCCAGUGUCUCUCAUUAAAUAUUGACAUUCCAUACAGCCCAGUGUAGUGAUUCCUCCAUCACAAUGGGAUCAGCUAGUCCUCAUCUCUACCCCUCAUGCUGCUGUUGCUGUGGAGAACUAAAGCAUCAACUACAACAGAACACAUCAGAGCCUCGCAUUUUGCAUCCCAAAUGACACCCUACUCCCUACAUAGUGCAUUACUUUUGACCAGGGCCCAUAGGGAAUCCCAUAGGGCUCUGGUCAAAAGUAGUGCCCUAUGUAGGGAGUAGGGUGCUAUUUGGGAGGCAGGGAGGGAACAGGGCCCAGCCUGUGAGGGGAUGUUAUCACUGUAGUGACCUGUACGCUCUCGUUGGCUGGCCCUCACUACAUAUUUGUCGCCAAACCCACUGGCUCCAGGUCAUCUAUAAAUCACUGCUAGGCAAAUCCCGCCUUAUCUUAGCUCAUUGGUCACCAUAGCAGCACCCACCCAUAGUAUGCGCUCCAGCAGGUAUAUCUCACUGGUCAUUCCCAAAGCCAACACCUCCUUUGGCCGCCUUUCCUUCCAGUUCUCUGCUGACAAUGAAUGGAACGAACUGUAAAAAUCUCUGAAGCUGGAGACUCUUAUCUCCCUCAAUAACUUUAAGCAUCAGUUGUCAGAGCAGCUUACCGAUCACUGCACCUGUACACAGCCCAUCUGUAAUUAGCCCACCCAACUACCUCAUCCCCAUAUUGUUAUUUAUUUUGCUCAUUUGCACCCCAGUAUCUCUAUUUGCACAUCCUCUUCUGGACAUCUAUCACUCCAGUGUUAGUACUAAAUUGUAAUUAUUUUGCAUAAUCCCCACGCAGGGUGUUUAUUGUGUAGAAAAGGGGUUUAGGUGGUGGGCGUGGCAGUGGGCAUGGCAAUGAGAGAGGUCGGCCGUUGGCGCAGCUACAUUUUAUAGGCCCCCACCUUGGCGCUGUGGAGAAAUUGUGCACUGAACAAAAAUGUAAACGCAACAUGUAAAGUGUUAGUCCCACGUUUCAUGAUCUGAAAUAAAAGAUCCCUGAAAUUUUCCAUACGCACAAAAAGCAUAUUUCUCUCAAAUGUUGUGCACUAAUGUCUUGCGUAUUGAAGGAACGGUUAACAGGCGAGAGCUUUGUCCAUCAGGGAUAAUGGUGUUGGUCGGCUGGUGCGAGGGAGGAGCGGUGUGUGCACGUUUAUAAAGUGGUACUCCCUCUAAACAUCAGUGUGUGUGGUGUAGAGUUAAGGCAGGUGACUCAGAAGUGUGUGCAAAGCAUUUCUCCUUUGCCAAGUUAAUCCAUCCACCUGACAGGUGUGGCAUAUCAAGAAGCUGAUUAAACAGCAUGAUCAUUGCACAGGUGCACCUUGUGCUGGGGACAAUAAAAGGCCAUUCUUAAAUGUGCAGUUGUCUCACAACACAAUGCCGCAGAUGUCUACGUUUUGAGGGAGCGCGCAAUUGGCACGCUGACUGCAGGAAUGUGUACCAGAGCUGUUGCCAGAUAAUUGAAUGUUCAUUUCUCUACCAUAAGCCGCAUCCAACGUUGUUUUAGAGAAUUUGGAAGUAGGUCCAAACGGCCUCAACCGCAGACCACGUGUAACCACGUCAGCCCAGAACCUACACGUCCGGCUUCUUCUGCGGGAUCAUCUGAGACCAGCCACCCGGACAGCUGAUGAAACUAAGGAGUAUUUCUGUCUGUAGUAAAGCCCUUUUGAGGUAAAGACUCUUUCUAAUUGGCAGCGCCCCUGGCCAGUCAUGUGAAAUCCAUAGAUUAGGGCCUAAUGAAUCAAUUUCAAUUUCCUUAUAUGAAUUUUUAACUCAGUAAAAUCGUUGAAAUUGUUCAGUAUAGAAUUUCAGCCAAUUUAAUGCAAUUCUAUAAUUUUCUCCAUGCAUCUGAGAGGAAAUGCUAGUUUAAAGCUAAUUUCCUGCAAUUCUAUGCAUUUUGCCAUGGAUAAUGCAGUGUUCUUUUGCUCUAACAUAAUAACAAAAUGAAUACUGCUAAAUUCAUUGUUUAGGGCAUUUUUUAUUCUCCCUGUCUAGGUUUUAUUUAGGUCAUUGUUAGUUUUCAAAUUAUAUAUUAUUGAAAAGAAAUGAUGGAUCCAAUUUAUUUUCUACGUAUUGUAUCUGUAGUUUUUUAUUUUAUUUUUACACAACGUUUGGACUUAAGCCCCACGUAAAAACACUUAGGCGGCCUGCUCAAGGAUUACAAGAGCAGAACAAUCCCUGCAAUGAUUAUGGAGAACUAACAUGGCUGCCAUAGAAUGUUGUAAUGUCACGUAAAGGCAUCCUAAUGCAGGAAACACUCUGGCCCAACUCCUAAAUAAAUGGCUCUGGUCACCAUCUUAACUCUUCUUUACGUAGUGUCAGACUGCACCUGCUGUAUCAGAGAACUCUCUCCUAAAUGGAACCCUUCACUUAUAAAGCACUACUUUACAUUAUUUUUAUAAAUGUUUUUACAUUUUAGUCAUUUAGCAGACGCUCUUAUCCAAGAGUUAGUGAGUGCAUACUUUUUAUUUUUAUUAAAAAAAAAAAAAUUAAUAUGCUGGCCCCCCGUGGGAAUCGAACCCACAACCCUGGCGUUGCAAAUGCCAUGCUCUGCCAACUUUAGACCGGAGCCUAUAGGGGUUUCCUCUGUGUAUUUAAGGACAACAGUAAAGCUCCUCUUGGUUAAAAUCCAAAAUAUUGAAUGUACUUUAUUGGCAAAAGGUUAGAGUUGAAGUUGAGGCUAUGCCCUGUUUAUGAUGACCAAAUGAACAAUCUGGGAUUUUGCCACCAUCUGAAACCCUGAGAUCAAAUUUUAUAAGUUUGUUUUGGGGUCAGCAGCAGUAAAGGCAGCAUUAAUCUGAUCCAAUCCUGGAUUACGAGGAUUUUCUGGACUGAGUUCAAUCAGAAACGCAGGAUGACAUGUCAACAGCUUUAAAGCUUGACAGGCAUAUUUACAAAGGGAGAGACGCACGAGAGUGAGAGCGUCGAGGAGAGGAGAGGAUAAGAGAGGGAACAGAGAGAGGGGGCCAGUAGAAAAUGGAAACAGAAAGAACCAAUAUAGAGAGAAGUAAAAGAGAGAGGAGAAUAAAUAAAUAAAUAUACGUACCAGUCAAAGGUUUGGACACCUACUCAUUCAAGGGUUUUUCUUUAUUUUUACUACAUUGUAGAAUAACAGUGAAGACAUCAAAACUAUGAAAUAACACACAUGGAAUCAUGUAGUAACCCAAACAAGUCAAAAUAUAUUUUAUAUGUGAGAUUCUUCAAAUAGCCACCCUUUGCCUUGAUGACCAGCUUUGUACAACAUUUAUGAUAGCAUGAAUUGACCUCUAAAUGAUCAAUACAUUUGUUACCUCAUCAGUUAUCUCCGGGAAUGGUUUGAUUUGUGUUUCUCUAACGCAGCAGGUGUGCUAGCGUUUUCCCUGAUUUCUCUCCGUGUUAAUAAUUUUUGUGUCGAGAUUUACUAAUUCGAUUUUCAGCUCGUCCAUUACCCUAAUCACCAAAUAGGUAAACAUUCAGCCAUUUUGUUUUUGUCCGACCUCGGUAGAAUGUUCGCCUUUUACGAAGGCCAUCGCCUUAUGGGGUUCUUGGAACUCUUUCUCGGUGCCGUUGUAUGUUAUACGGAGCCGGGCAGGAAAAGCCACACCAUACCCGAACGUCUGCACGUCCACGGAGCAGACUCGGGACAUCGUUGAAAAGCGGCACGGUCACAAGCAACGCUGGGUUCAUAGUCUGGGGAAAAUACAGAUGGGUGCUCCGUUGCACCGAACUGGGCCAAAUUCUCUGGCACGCCGAAGACCAUCAAUACAAUCUGAUAGUAGUGUAGUGUAGUUUAGCCACAUUGACGCAAGGUUUCCCGCCAGGCUUUCUUGCUUGAGAGCCCCGACGUGAGCGGUCUACAAGGGCAUCUUUAUCCAAUUUGACGGCUUCCUCCUUCCCUAACUUUGAGACCGAUGAGGUAGAACUUGAGCCCGGGUCUUCAGCUACCCCCAUGAUUGUACUAUUGGAUCUUUACAUAUAACCUUGUAAUUGUAUGCAUUGUUCCUUAAAGCUAGCCACAUCAGUUUCGAGCUUCUUAACCGUGGUUUGUAGCAUAGUCGUGUCUGAGCAUGCUGACAAGCCUUGUUCCAUGUCGUCUUUUUGGGGUCAAAGCGCAAAGAAGGUAUUAAAUGGAAUUUUCAGCAGGAGCUCGGGAAAAAACGUGGACCACUCCAUGGCUUGCUCACUAGCGCCCCCCCCCCCUGUCAGUUCUUUUUUUUUUUAUGGACAACCAUCUCCGUUGCCCCUCAUCCGUCAGUGGAUAUGACUCCCAUUGGAAAACCAUUGACUCCCAUUGGAAAACCAUUGACUCCCAUUGGAAAACCAUUGACUCCCAUUGGAAAACCAUUGACUCCCAUUGGAAAAGCAUUGUCUCAAUUUGUACGUUUCAGAUGGAUAAUGUGCCCAACCGCAGUGAGAAUUCUCCCUCUUUGUGUGGGUAACAUGUUAGUAUUUUCAGACAAGGGAAUUAGUAUUCGCGCUCCUCUACUCUCUCCUCUCUAGCUGUGUAAUAGCUUUAUUUACAUCUGUCUCAUGAAGUACAGUGGGGAAAAAAUGUAUUUAGUCAGCCACCAAUUGUGCAAGUUCUCCCACUUAAAAAGAUGAGAGGCCUGUAAUUUUCAUCAUAGGUACACGUCAACUAUGACAGACAAAAUGAGGAAAAAAAAUCCAGAAAAUCACAUUGUAGGAUUUUUUAUGAAUUUAUUUGCAAAUCAUGGUGGAAAAUAAGUAUUUGGUCAAUAACAAAAGUUUCUCAAUACUUUGUUAUAUACCCUUUGUUGGCAAUGACACAGGUCAAACGUUUUCUGUAAGUCUUCACAAGGUUUUCACACACUGUUGCUGGUAUUUUGGCCCAUUCCUCCAUGCAGAUCUCUUCUAGAGCAGUGAUGUUUUGGGGCUGUCGCUGGGCAACACGGACUUUCAACUCCCUCCAAAGAUUUUCUAUGGGGUUGAGAUCUGGAGACUGGCUAGGCCACUCCAGGACCUUGAAUUGCUUCUUACGAAGCCACUCCUUCGUUGCCCGGGCGGUGUGUUUGGGAUCAUUGUCAUGCCGAAAGACCCAGCCACGUUUCAUCUUCAAUGCCCUUGCUGAUGGAAGGAGGUUUUCACUCAAUCUCACGAUACAUGGCCCCAUUCAUUCUUUCCUUUACACGGAUCAGUCGUCCUGGUCCCUUUGCAGAAAAACAGCCCCAAAGCAUGAUGUUUCCACCCCCAUGCUCCACAGUAGGUAUGGUGUUCUUUGGAUGCAACUCAGCAUUCUUUGUCCUCCAAACACGACGAGUUGAGUUUUUACCAAAAAGUUAUAUUUUGGUUUCAUCUGACCAUAUGACAUUCUCCCAAUCCUCUUCUGGAUCAUCCAAAUGCACUCUAGCAAACUUCAGACGGGCCUGGACAUGUACUGGCUUAAGCAGGGGGACACAUCUGGCACUGCAUGAUUUGAGUCCCUGGCGGCGUAGUGUGUUACUGAUUGUAGGCUUUGUUACUUUGGUCCCAGCUCUCUGCAGGUCAUUCACUAGGUCCCCCCGUGUGGUUCUGGGAUUUUUGCUCACCGUUCUUGUGAUCAUUUUGACCCCACGGGGUGAGAUCUUGCGUGGAGCCCCAGAUCGAGGGAGAUUAUCAGUGGUCUUGUAUGUCUUCCAUUUCCUAAUAAUUGCUCCCACAGUUGAUUUCUUCAAACCAAGCUGCUUACCUAUUGCAGAUUCAGUCUUCCCAGCCUGGUGCAGGUCUACAAUUUUGUUUCUGGUGUCCUUUGACAGCUCUUUGGUCUUGGCCAUAGUGGAGUUUGGAGUGUGACUGUUUGAGGUUGUGGACAGGUGUCUUUUAUACUGAUAACAAGUUCAAACAGGUGCCAUUAAUACAGGUAACGAGUGGAGGACAGAGGAGCCUCUUAAAGAAGAAGUUACAGGUCUGUGAGAGCCAGAAAUCUUGCUUGUUUGUAGGUGACCAAAUACUUAUUUUCCACCAUCAUUUGCAAAUAAAUUCAUAAAAAAUCCUACAAUGUGAUUUUCUGGAGAGAAAAAAAUCUCAAUUUGUCUGUCAUAGUUGACGUGUACCUAUGAUGAAAAUUACAGGCCUCUCUCAUCCUUUUAAGUUGGAGAAUUUGCACAAUUGGUGGCUGACUAAAUACUUUUUUCCCCCACUGUAUGUGGUCCUUCUAAGCAGGUUAAAAGGGGUUCCUCAAUGUCUCUUCUGUCUAGACCGGGUUCCCGGUUCGUCAAUGUCUCCCUUUCAGCCCUGUAGCUACUACCGCCUUUAAUGAAUGCGUUAGUCGCAGCAUUAGGUUUCAGAUCGAUGUGUAAUAUAUGGUUAGUCAUAUCCAAUAUCCUCUAUCUGAGGUGUAGUUACUUCUGAGUCACCUGCCUUAACUCUACACCACACACACUGAUGUUUUAGAGGGAGUACCACUUUAUAAACGUGCACACACCGCUCCUCCCUCGCACCAGCCGACCAACACCAUUAUCCCUGAUGGAUCGGGGACAAAGCUCUCGCCUGUUAACCGUUCCUUCAAUACGCAACGCUGCGCCGUGUUCAGUCUGUCGAUUUUGAGCAAUCGGCAAUGCUUUCUCCACGCGUUUCAAACAGUCACUCUGAAUGUGUGCGCGUGCAUUUCUGACUACUCUCUCCACACCUAAGUGUGUGUCAAGCGGUCCUCCCUCUCCCAUCACUCACCCCUCUCCCAUCACUCACCCCUCUCCCAUCACUCACCCCUCUCCCAUCACUCACCCCUCUCCCAUCACUCACCCCCUACCCCAGCCCCUAACCGUCCCUUGGGAGGAGUCCAGUGAAGUUCUAGUGUAGGUUUUGUUAUCUACAGCUUAUGUACCCAUUGGAAAGUGAUGAUGAAAUCAUAUUAUUGCAUGUGAGGGGGAAGGGAGGAGACAGGCGGGAGAUGAAGCGGUUUAUUUUUGAAUGGAGAUGACGUAGACUACAGAAUGCAGUUCAGUGUAUUUUGUAUAAUUACUUGCUGAUUCCAAGGACUAGGUCUAGUCAGCCCACGCUGUUGUCAACCUGAAAACCAUCCGUCUCCAAUAAAUCUAUUCAAAAGCACGAACAUGCCCAUUCUCACUUGACCUUACACGCACUCUCCCCAUAUAUUAACAACUCAUAAUAACAAAAAUAAUUAAAGCUGCAAGCACGGUUGCUGGGGUUAUUGGUUAUUGGUAAAUGUUGAAGUGAGUUUAGUUAUGACUCUGUCGGUCUAAAGCUGUGCCACUAGAGAUCCUGGUUCGAAUCCAGGCUCUGUCGUAGCCGGCCGCGACCGGGAGACCCACGGGGCGGCGCACAAUUAGCCAGCGUCGUCCAGGGUAGGGGAGGUAAUGGCCGGCAGGGAUGUAGCUCAGUUGGUAGAGCAUGGCGUUUGCAACGCCAGGGUUGUGGGUUCGAUUCCCACGGGGGGCCAGUAUGAAAAUGUAUGCACUCACUUAACUGUAAGUCGCUCUGGAUAAGAGCAUCUGCUGUAUUAAUAGUGAAACAAUGAAACAUUUCAAACGUGCCCACACACUGGCCCCAUAGCGCCACCAUCAGGACAGGUUGGAGACACACUGGCCCCAUAGCGCCACCAUCAGGACAGGUUGGACGCACACUGGCCCCAUAGCGCCACCAUCAGGACAGGUUGGACACACACUGGCCCCAUAGCGCCACCAUCAGGACAGGUUGGGCACAUCACCCUGGGAUGAGCUUUUCAUGGAUUCCUUACCACACUUGUCAAAUAUCCAAAUUCAAAAUCAAACUGAUCAUGCAAAUACGCGUUUUGAAGUAUUUUGGACCAUUUUUUUAACGAUGUUGACUACUUUAAAUGUCUUCUGCUGGACCGAUCGGCACCAAAUUUGGUAUAUAUGUCAUCAUUAAUGAUGGACCUCUUCAAAUUCAACAUUUUCCGAGGCUCUAGCUGAAACAACAUGAGAAUGAAUUGGUUUCCUGUCCAACAGCGCCCACCAUGCGGCCAAACAGAACCAAACUCUACAGCAGGGUUCUUCAAUUCCGGUCCUGGAGGGCCGAAACACCUCUGGUUUUUCAUCCUCUCCUUCUAAUCAGGGGCUAAUUCAGACCUGGGACACCAGGUGAGUGCAAUUAACUACCAGGUAGAAAUAAAGAAAACUGAAGUGUUUCGGCCCUCCAGGACCGGAAUUGAAGAACCCUGCUCUACAGGUUAGCUAGACUCGCAUCACUCUGAGUCAAACAGAUCAAGAGAUAUAAACAUGCCUUUUCUGACGCCCCCAUGUGGUCGAUCUAAAUGUGCUUGCAUAUGUUGAGUGUUUUGACCAUCCACGUCAAAUUUUGUUAUGAUACACACCGGUUUGUGUCAACUGUAACGCUCAACAGUUUUCCGUGUGUAUCAAGAAUGGUCCACCACCCAAAGGGCAUCCAGCCAACUUGAAACAACUGUGGGACGCAUUGGAGUCUACGUGGGCCAGCAUCCCUGUGGAACGCGUUUGACUUGGUGCAUUGGAGGACAGUCUAUGACGGGUGGCUGGAGCCUUUUGACAAUUUUUAGGGCCUUCCUCUGACACCGCCUGGUAUAGAGGUCCUGGAUGGCAGGGAGCUCAGACCAAGUGAUGUACUGAGCCAUACGCACUACCCUCUGUAGCGCCUUGCGGUCAGAUGCCGAGCAGUUUAUAUACAAGCGGUAAUGCAGCCAGUCAAGAUGCUCUCAAUGGUGCAGCUGUAUAACUUUUUGAGGAUCUGAGGGCCCAUGCUGAAUAUUUUCAGCCUCCUGAAGGGGGAAGAGUCGUUGUCGUGCCCUUUUCACUGUUGGUGUGUGUGGACCGUGAAAAUUCCUUAGUGAUGUGGACAACGAUGAACUUGAACCUCUUGGCUUGCUCCACUACAGCCCUGUGGAUGGGGGCGUGGUCGGCCGUCCGUUUCCUGUAAUCCACGAUCAGCUGACGUUGAGGGAGAGGAAGUCCAGGAGGGAGGUGUUUAGUCCCAGGGUCCUGAGCUUGGAGGUUACGAUGGUGUUGAACGCUGAGCUGUAGUCGAAGAACUAAAUUCUCACGUAGGUGUUCCUUUUUGUCCAGGUGGGAAAGGGCAGUGUGGAGUGCAAUAGAGAUUGCGUCAUCUGUGGAUCUGUUGGGGCGGUAUGCGACUUGGGUCCAGAGUGUCUGGGCUGAUUGUGUUGACGUGAGCCAUGACCAGCCUUACAAAGCAUUUCAUGGCUACAGACGUGAGUGCUACGGGGUGUUAGUCAUUUAGACAGGUUACCUUGGCUGGGUGAGCAUUCUCUGGGUGAGCAUUUUCUUGUUUGUGUAUGGUCCUGUACAGCUCGUUGUGUAUGGUCUUACUGUCAACAUCGGUUUGUGGUGGCAAAUGGCUAAGAAAAAUAUAAAUAACUCUCUCUGUAAAUGGUAUGUUCUACAGCUUAUCAUGAGGUAUUCCAUCUCGGGCGAGCAGAGCCCCGAGACUUCCUUUAAUAUUACUGAUCGCGAACCAGCUGUUAACAGAGACAUACACUCCCUCCCCCUGAGCUUCCCCGACUCCACCGUUCUAUCAAAGCAUAGAAAAAACAGUUCGAUUUAUAUUUACCAUGUCCUUGUUCAGCCACGACUCGGAGAAACAUAUGAUAUUACAGUUCUACAGAUCACGUUGAUAGGAUAGUCUUGAAAGAGCUCAUCCAGUUUAUUUUCCAGUGAUUGCAUGUUCGCCAAUAGAACAGAAGGUAGAGGCGGAUUAUCCACUUCUACGUAUUCUCGUCAGGUAUCCCGCCUGUCGGCCUCUAUAGAGCCGUCUCCUUCGAGUGUCCGGGAUUCGGGCCUGGUCUGGGAUAAACAAUGUCUUUCGCCUCAGACUCAUUGAAGUAGAAGUCCUGGUCCAAAUGGAGGUUAGUGAUCGCUGUUCUGAUGUCCAGAAGCUCUUUUUGGCAGAUGGGAACUAGUCCUGUACGAUGGCGAGUGGUGUGGUCGAUAAACCAGAAUUGGAGGAUCCUCCAUCGUUUUAAUUUCCAGUUUGGGAACAUUUUGGCUUCACAGUAGAUUACAACGGCGAUAGACAGAGUUGUGGAUAAAACGUUACCAGUAUGUCGCCACUGCUCAAUGAGAAUUGUCAGAACUGCAAUACGUACCGAUCCGUGGGUUUGGUGAACCGUUACACCAAUAACAUUUACCAUCACACCCUCCUAGGCCUUACCAUCGCAGAGGAAUUUGCAUGUAAAUGUUUCGUAAUGGAAGAACCAUAAUAAUAAUAAUAAUAAUAAUAAUAAUAAUAAUAAUAAUAAUAAUAAUAAACGCUUCGCUGGCUUUAUCCCCUACUAACAACAAUGUACAGUUGAAGUCGGAAGUUUACAUACACCUUAGCCAAAUACAUUUAAACUCAGUUUUUCACAAUUCCUGACAUUUAAUCCUAGUAAAAAGUUAGGAUCACCACUUUAUUUUAAGAAUGUGAAAUGUCAGAAUAAUAGUAGAGUGAUUUAUUUCAGGUUUUAUUUAUUUCAUCACAUUCCCAGUGGGUUUACAUACACUCAAUUAGUAUUUGGUAGCAUUGCCUUUCAAUUGUUUAACUUUGGUCAAACAUUUCAGGUAGCCUUCCACAAGCUUCCCACAAUAAGUUGGCUGAAUUUUGGCCCAUUCCUCCUGACAGAGAUGGUGUAACUGAGUCAGGUUUGUAGGCCUCCUUGCUCGCACACGCUUUUUCAGUUCUGCCCACAAAUGUUCUAUAGGAUUGAGGUCAGGGCUUUGUGAUGGCCACUCCAAUACCUUGACUUUGUUGUCUUUAAGCCAUUUUGCCACAACUUUGGAAGUAUGCUUGGGGUCAUUGUCCAUUUGGAAGACCCAUUUGCGACCAAGCUUUAACUUCCUGACUGAUGUCUUGAGAUGUUGCUUCAAUAUAUCCACAUAAUUUUCCUUCCUCAUGAUGCCAUCUAUUUUGUGAAGUGCACCAGUCCCUCCUGCAGCAAAGCACCUCCACAGCAUGAUGCUGCCACCCCCAUGGUUCACGGUUGGGAUGGUGUUCUUCGGCUUGCAAGCGACCCCCUUUUUCCUCCAAACAUAACAAUGGUCAUUAUGGCCAAACAGUUCUAUUUUUGUUUAAUCCGACCAGAGGACAGUUCUCCAAAAAGUACGAUCUUUGUCCCCAUGUGCAGUUGCAAACCGUAGUCUGGCUUUUUUAUGGCGAUUUUGGAGCAGUGGCUUCUUCCUUGCUGAGCGACCUUUCAGGUUAUGUCGAUAUAGGACUCGUUUUACUGUGGAUAUAGAUACUUUUGUACCUGUUUCCUCCAGCAUCUUCACAAGGUCCUUUGCUGUUGUUCUGGGAUUGAUUUGCACUUUUCGCACCAAAGUACGUUAAUCUCUAGGAGACAGAACGCGUCUCCUUCCUGAGUGGUAUGACGGCUGUGUGGUCACAUGGUGUUUAUACUUGCGUACUAUUGUUUGUACAGAUGAACGUGGUACCUUCAGGCGUUUGUAAAUUGCUCCCAAGGAUGAACCAGACUUGUGGAGGUCUACCAUUUUCUUUUCUGAGGUCUUGGCUGAUUUAUUUUGAUUUUCCCAUGAUGUCAAGCAAAGAGGCACUGAGUUUGAAGGUAGGCCUUGAAAUACAUCCACAGGUACACCUCAAAUUGACUCAAAUGAUGUCAAUUAGCCUAUCAGAAGCUUCUAAAGCCAUGAUAUAAUUUUCUGGAAUUUUCCAAGCUGUUUAAAGGCACAGUCAACUUAGUGUAUGUAAACUUCUGACCCACUGGAAUUGUAAUACAGUAAAUUAUAAAUGAAAUAAUCUGUCUGUAAAGAAUUGUUGGAAAAAUUACUUGUGUCAUGCACAAAGUAGAUGUCCUAACCGACUUGCCAAAACUAUAGUUUAACAAGACAUUUGUUGAGUGGUUGAAAAACAAGUUUCAAUUACUCCGACCUAAGUGUAUGUAAACUUCCGACUUCAACUGUAUCUCUCCAGAUGGAAAAAAAACAAAGUUGUUGUUAGUCAGCCUCAUCAAGGCUGCCGUUUUGAAGCUGUGUAACGCCUGCCGUUGCCCUAUCAAGAUGUUCAUAAUUAGAAGACCAAUAACCAGUAUAGCUGAAUUAAUUUACUGACAAAUGCCAUUUCUCUGCAAAUACACUUACUUUCAGCCAUACAAUUCAGUAGCUCAUAGCAAAACCUGAACAAUUAGAAUGUAUUAAGUUUUACAGCAGUAUUUUACACUUUCCGUUGGCAACUGUAGGGGAAGCUCUUGAAGCAUCCUCCUGUAAUAUCACAACUGUAGGGGAAGCUCUUGAAGCAUCCUCCUGUAAUAUCACAACUGUAGGGGAAGCUCUUGAAGCAUCCUCCUGUAAUAUCACAACUGUAGGGGAAGCUCUUGAAGCAUCCUCCUGUAAUAUCAUAACUGUAGGGGAAGCUCUUGAAGCCUCCUCCUGUAAUAUCACAACUGUAGGGGAAGCUCUUGAAGCAUCCUCCUGUAAUAUCACAACUGUAGGGGAAGCUCUUGAAGUACUUGACAAUGUUAUAAAACAAUAUUUCUCUAAUCAAAGUUUAUUCUUCAUAUGCACAUGAUAUACCUGGUGUACACAGUACAAUUAAACGCUUACUUGCAUUAUAUUGGCCAGGAAAAUAAGAGAAUGUUCCCAGUAAAGAAAAACUAGUGUCGUGUUCUCCAACAGGUCUCCUCCUCCAGCAAGCUGGUCAGUGGCAACACCACUCCAUCAGGUCUUAACCUGACUUUGGUUGAUUGA
This is a messenger RNA of Coregonus sp. 'balchen', 18412 nucleotides long. The record is from the annotation of a GenBank genome assembly. NCBI's taxonomy places the organism in Eukaryota, Metazoa, Chordata, Actinopteri, Salmoniformes, Salmonidae.